AUGCUUAACGUUGCCCGUGUCUGUUUCACAUCACUGGGUGUUUUUAGCGCCGCCGUGCAUCAGAAUUUGACUUUAUUUUUUAAAUAUCAAGGUGACCAUGCUGUUCUGUGUGUCAGAAUCAAGAACGUAGCAGUAGCUGUGACAAAAACAGCUAGAAUUCACCUGUUUCAAGCACAGGAAUGGCAGAAGCUGCAGAACAGUAUCCAAGAUCACAGCUGUACAGAGAAGUUCUCUAAAGCUCAGCUGACAAUGACUGUGAACCACACAGAGCAAAAUCUGACAGUGUCCCAGAUUCCUUAUCCGGAAACAUGGUAUGUGUUUUAUGUAGACAAGUUUACCUGCGAGGAGAAUUAUUCUGAAUCCGAGGAUAUUCAGUUUGAAAUGGUCUUACUAAACCCAGAUGCAGAAGGGAAUCCAUUAGAUCACUUUAGCGCAGGGGAAUCUGGAUUACAUGAAUUCUUUUUCCUGCUUGUCCUAGCAUACUUCAUAACUGCUUGCAUAUACGCACAGUCCCUAUGGCAAACAAUUAAGAAGCGUGGACCUAUGCAUACUGUAUUAAAGGUGUUGACAAUUGCGUUACUGUUGCAGGCUGGUUCAGCUUUUGCCAACUACCUGCAUUUCUCAAGUUAUUCUAGAGAUGGAAUAGGAGCACCUUUUAUGGGAAGUCUGGCAGAAUUGUGUGACAUAGUCUCACAGAUACAAAUGCUGUAUUUAUUGUUGAGUCUGUGUAUGGGUUGGACGAUAGGCAGAAUGAAGAAGUCUCACGGCAGACCUCUUCAGUGGGAUUCCACUCCAACAUCUACUGGCAUUGCUGUAGUAGUUGUUGUUACACAGAGCUUUUUAUUAAUUUGGGAGCAGUUUGAAGAUACGAAUCACCACAGCUACCAUUCACACCAUGGCUUAGCAAGUGGACUGCUUAUUGGGCUCAGAGUUUGCCUAGCUUUGUCACUGGCUGCUGGUCUUUACCAGAUCAUCACAGUGGAGAGAAGCACGCUGAAAAGGGAGUUCUAUAUCACCUUUGCCAAAGCCUGCAUUCUCUGGUUUUUGUGCCACCCAUGUCUUGCAACCAUUUCUGUAAUAUUCAGAGAAUAUCAAAGAGAAAAGAUUAUUACCAUAGGUGUUAUCCUCUGUCAGUGCAUCUCCAUGGUUAUCCUCUACAGACUUUUUCUAUCUCACAGCCUAUAUUGGGAAGUAUCUUCUCUGUCAUCAGUGACAUUGCCACUAACAGUAUCCUCUGGACAUAAAAAUCGACAUCACUUCUGAGACGUUUAGGAAGAAUACAUUAUGUAAUAAAUGUGCAAUAAUGACCUAAAUAUACAGGUAUUUUUGUCACAGGUGUGUGAUACAUUGGUUUCACUGGAAAACUGAGUGAUAAUAUCAGAGCACUUCACAGACCUUUGGUCUGACAAGGUCCCUAGAUUAAUCUGCUAAAAGUAUUGUGGAGUGGAAAGUCCAGAAUUUGAAUAAUUUUAUAAAUAUUGUUUAUGUGUAGCAUGUGGUGUUGAGCUGUAUCACAGAAAAGUACAAUGAAUUUUUUCCUCCCCCCCCCCCAGCCACAAAAAAUGUCCUUACUUUAUAUCAAUACUAGGUUUGAAGGUCUUACAAAAUGUAGUUCUUAAAACAUCUACAAGCUCAAACAAGUCUGAAAUAGGCCAGUUGUGAAAUUGGUGUGAUGCGUAACGAUGAGUACAAGUUAUUUUAUUUUCAUGCUUUAGAGAAAAUGCAUUUUAUGUAUAAGUAUAAAAGAAGGGGAAACCAAAGAGGGAGAGUCCUCUAGAAAACACAUCUAAAACAUUCACAACUGACUGCGAGAAACUUUCCUUUAUUAUUGGUGUAAAAGAAAAGCCUUUUUUGCAACUAAUGUUCAUACUGGUUAAAAUUUUAAUGGGAAUGAAAAUAGGGUUUAUAUCUGCCUUUUUUUUGAAAUAAAUGUAACUAAAAAUUUCAUCCAGUAAUGAAGAUCUAAACAGCAUUUGAGGCUUAGAAGACAUAGCAACAUAAAGGUAAUUAAAACAGCAGGCUUGCAUCUUUUAAAGAAAAAAAAAAAAGGCAAAAUGGAAUGGGUGAUGUGGUACUAGAAUUUUAAUCCUGAUAUAAUUCAUUUCUGUUACAUUGAGGAUUCAAUCAUAAUUAAGCCAUAUACACAGAUUAAAUUAACAGAAGCAUUUCAAAUAAAUGUUGGUUUCAGUCAUCAACUACCCAUGAAUUCCUGCCCAAGGAUACUUAAUCAGGAUUAAAUUUUCUAUGAAUAAUUGAAAAACAAAAUACUCACUGGAUUUGUUAUAAUCCAUGUUGGCACUGGGUUCUAAGUAGUUGCCAUCUUCCAUCCAUUGUAAUAAAGCCAUAGUACUUUGUGAUGCCCUAGCAUUCAGAAAGCCAGUGUAAAUAUAUACUUUAUUGAAGUGCCUAUUUAUUGAGUAUGAUUAAAUCAUGCUGACAUUUUUUUUUCCUUCAUAAUACGAACUUACCUAUUGCCAUUGUGACUGAAAUCUUUCUUUUGGGAUUUACUUUAGUAUUUGUCAAAUCUUAGACUUCUUUUCAUGCAUGUGCAUUUCUUCACAACGGGGAUUUUGUUUUCUAGUAAACGAAUGUUUGUUUCUUCUUAACAGUGUGUGUUUAAUUAUGUCUCUAUGAAAAUGUGAAGGCACCAGGAUUCUAGCUUUAAAAUAGCCCUAACUUUUCCAUUCACAUUUGCCUCAGUUGCGAGCAUAGUUGAAACGUAAGUCUAUUCCAUUUUAGUUUAGAGGCAAAACUAGACAUUUACCUUUGACUAAGGCAAAAUGGCAACAUGACAAAGUUGCUCAUUAAAUCAUCUCCUUUCUUAUUGUUUGUAAUUCAGAUCAAGAAUGGCAGGUUGAGGCUGGAAAAGAUGAGAUAUUAUGAUUUCACACAAUCUUCAGAAUGAUUAAAAGAUUAAUUAUUACAUUCCUCUGAUAACCACACAAAAAUAUUAUUGGUUAAAACUUCAGUCUUUAUUUCCCUGCUUAUCUCUGUACUUUUCAUCUUCUCAAGAAAAAAGCAUCCUGUUUUUGAUAAGUCUCCAAUAAUGCAGCAGAAGAGUUAGAUCUGUCCUCAUGUAUAAGACAUGAAAUUCACACAUAAAAUAGAAUUUUCUGAUAGACACAAGAACUACUUUACAGUUUAUGAUCUGUCAUGAUAAAAAGUUUUAAUCUAUGCGGAAAAAACUGUAUGUGACUUUCAGAAGAGGCACUCUGUUUGUUUUAUUCUCCAGAAGUAUUUUCUUACUUCCUGUAGUCCCUCUGACUUCAAUCUGUCGGUAUUAAGGUAAAUGGUAUCUUAAUUUCACCUUAUAAAUAUACCCUACAACAAUUCAUAAAAUGAAUUCAUAGUUAAUCUGGGUGUAAAUAUGAAGCAUAAGAUGUUGUCUCUUAAUCUUUUCCAGAUUGCCCCAUAAGUCAACAGGUAACAUUAUCCUCUCUUAGCUUGGCAUCGAAUCCGACGACUUGAAAAUAAAAUUUUAAUUUUGCUAUUCAUG
Aptenodytes forsteri (emperor penguin) is the source of this 3496-nucleotide messenger RNA. RefSeq names its product G protein-coupled receptor 180 (gene GPR180). The transcript has 9 exons. NCBI's taxonomy places the organism in Eukaryota, Metazoa, Chordata, Aves, Sphenisciformes, Spheniscidae. The record is from RefSeq and is a predicted model, not a curated record. Gene Ontology annotation, biological process: G protein-coupled receptor signaling pathway; response to pheromone. The coding region runs from base 1 to 1263 and encodes 420 amino acids.